UGGGCGGGAUUUGUUGUGAAAACCUGGCAACCCGCACGUGCUAGAGCUAUACUUGCAAAGCAUUUUGGGAAUCCGCGGCACAAACAUUUUAGGCGCCAGAAUUCUUUGCAUGGAGGAAAGAAGAACGCAGUGUUCAAGAUGUUGUCUUAUAAACUGCAAUAGUCGUUCUAACGAUAGAAGUGGCAUAAAGCUUAAGAACGGAAUAUCCUUUUAUCGUGUUCCAGUGUGGAAAAAUAAAAGUACAAGCCAUGUUUCACAGGCGAUAAAAGGCGACGAAUGGCAAGGAUAGCACUCCACCACACAUGAUGGUGUGUUCAAAGCAUUUUCGCAAAGGAAUAUCCAGACUUUUAUUUUGACAUCGGUAGUGAGUCAUCAGUUCAGACUGCACUGCAGCGAUGGCAUCCUCUGCAGAUGUCCACGUCCGAAUAUGUGAACAAGAAAUCAUCAAGUAUGAUUUAGAGAUAAAAGCUCUCAUUCAGGAUGUCAGUGAAUGCACAGGACCACAAAGCAAACUGACAGAUUUCAAUUUACGAGUAAAAGAAAAAUUCAGCAAUCUUAGACAGCGUAUUCAGGAUUUGGAGCAAAUGGGAAAAGAACAGGACAAAGAGUCUGACAAGCUGACGCUACUCAAUAAAGCAGAAGGACAUCGGAAACAGAUGCUUAGUAAUCAGACCGCUUGGAGGAAGGCCAAUCUCGCCUGUAAACUCUCCAUUGAUAAGCUAGAGAAGGAAGAUUUGUUAAAUUCAGAGGACAUGUCAAUAAGACACAGAAAGAUGACUAAAGAAAGCCUCGCUCAGACCUCCAGUGGCAUCACAGAGAGUCUGAUGAGCAUCAGCCGGAUGAUGGCACAGCAGGUCCAGCAGAGCGAGGAGACCAUGAGCACAUUAGCGACGUCUUCCAGGACGGUGCAUGAAACGAAUGAAGAGUUUAAAGCCAUGACAGGAACUAUACAGCUGGGCAGAAAGCUGAUCAUUAAAUACAAUCGACGGGAACUUACGGACAAGCUGCUUAUUUUCCUCGCUCUCGCGCUCUUCCUGGCUACAGUCUUGUACAUCCUGAAGAAAAGACUUUUUCCUUUCUUUUAAAUGCAGAGCAAUGAAUAGCCUAUGAUGCAUAAAGGAUUAAAGAAGAGAAAGGCACCUACAAGCCGUAAAACCUUUUUGUUUUCCUGGUGAAACUGUUGAUCAUGAAAAAUUUAUAUGACAAAGCGUUGACUGACGAAGCUAUUAAAGCAGCAACUAAUUCGUCUUAUCAUCUUGUAGGUGUCAUAAGUUAUUUUUAUACCAUAACAUGUUAAACCUGCUAAAUGCAUAUAUAUAUCACUUUUUGUGCUUAACUAUAAAUGAUGCUUCAUAUAUUUAUGAUAAUGAUAAUGUUAGGUUUAAAAUGUUAGCUUGAAUGCAUUGUAAGUAGCUUUAGAUAAGUGUAAAUGCAUUAGUUUAAAUUUAAUAAUUAAGAGUACAAUAAAGAGAAAUUUUGUGAAGUACGGCAAAAAUCUUGCAAAAGAAGUGAAUUAUGAAUUGUAAAACGUUUUACAGUGUAAGCCUAUUAUUAUUUCUUAUGACAAAUCUGGAAAUCAAAUAUUGUUUCAUGGGUUUUUAAUUAGUGAUGUUGCUAAAAAAAAAAAAAAAAGAUUUAAAGGAGUCUUGGAAAUGAGAUUGGAAAGCCUAAAAGUCAAAAUAGUUUAUGAAUAGUUUAUUUUAUUUAAUCUGCUGUUCAAAAGUUAUAUUUUCUUAUCUCUUCUGCUCGCCAAGGCUGCAUUUAUUUGAUCAAAAAUAUAGUAAAAACAGUAUUAUAGUGAAAUAUUAUAAAUAACUGUUUUAUUCUGAAUAUGUUCAAAUGUAAUUUAUUAUAUUAUGUGAUGGCAAAGCUGAAUUUUCAGCAUCAUUACUCCAGUCUAAAGUGUCACAUGAUCCUUCAGAAAUCAUUCUGAUUUGCUGAUCUGAAACAUUGUUUAUAUUUUUGAUGAAUAGAAAGUGAAAACAUAAAUGUCUUUAAUGUCUCUUUUGAAUAAUUUAAUGUGUCCUUACUGAAUAAAAGCAUAAUUUACUAACUCAAAA
Carassius gibelio (silver crucian carp) is the source of this 2060-nucleotide messenger RNA. It is a transcript of the gene bnip1a, whose product is annotated as BCL2 interacting protein 1a. Lineage: Eukaryota; Metazoa; Chordata; Actinopteri; Cypriniformes; Cyprinidae. Gene Ontology annotation, cellular component: endoplasmic reticulum; SNARE complex. Gene Ontology annotation, biological process: retrograde vesicle-mediated transport, Golgi to endoplasmic reticulum. The transcript has 7 exons. The coding region runs from base 396 to 1085 and encodes 229 amino acids. The record is from RefSeq and is a predicted model, not a curated record. Gene Ontology annotation, molecular function: SNAP receptor activity.